AUGGCAGAUCUUCUCUAUGAACUGCUCUCAGGCACAGGGCCAACAUCAACACGGACGGCAGCAGACCCGAGCACGCUCGAAUACCUCAGAACACUGACCUCGCAGCCACUCUCAUCGCUCACGUCGUCUGAACCACAGGCACUCGUUCAGUCAUCACAUGGCCUUCUUCUGUCCCUGCAAGCCCUGUCCAAAAAGUCACACAAGCAAAUCAUUGAGUCUGCAUCUCACCAUGCAGCGCUACGCACUACAUUACCAGCUCUCGCAGCAAGCACUGCGGAGUUGCGCAACUCGAUACCCAAGCUGGACAGCGAAGCAGUGCGCUUCUCAACCACCUACAACAAGAGCAGCGACAAUGGGGUGCUGACACGGCGCAAAAAGGCACUGCUACUCUCACGGAACGUCGAGCGCUUAGUCGACGUGCUUGAGCUGCCGACAUUACUAUCCUCAGCCAUAUCCACCGCGCCCGUGAACUACUCCUCAGCCCUGGACUUGAACGGCCACAUGCGCCGGCUGCACUCCAUUCACCCCAAGUCGCCCCUCGUCGAAUCGAUAUCCACCCAAGCCGACGAGGCCAUGCGGACCAUGGCGGCCAACCUCAUCCUCUCCCUCAAAGCAGCAGGCCUGAAGCUCGCUGCCUCUCUGCGAACCAUCAGCUGGCUACGACGAGUCCUACCAGACCUGGAAGCAGCCACCUCACCCGCAGCCACCACCAACCCCCACCCCAAGCGCGUUCUCGGCGCACUCUUCCUGGUCUGUCGCCUCGCGACCCUGAUGAACAUGCUCGAAGCCCUGGAACCACUCCGCGAGCUCGCCGACCAGGAAAAAGCGCGCCAGAAGGCGCUCGGCAGCAGCAAUACCGCCUGGUCGGGCGGGCAACAAACAGAGCGCUACCUCAAACGGUACCUCGAAAUUUUCCGCGAGCAGAGCUUCGCCAUCGUGUCCAUGUUUCGGAGCAUUUUCCCCGCUGCGGCGGUGACCAGCGACGGGCCUGCUGGUGGGGGAGGGGGAACGAAGAGUGAAGGAGGGGACCCCCUGGAGCCAAUGCCCUCUGCCUUGGCUACUUUUCCGCUUUAUCUGGUCGACGUGCUGCUCGGAACGCUACGGUUGUAUCUACCUACCGUGAGGGACCAAGCGGCGAGGGAUAGCCUGCUGACCCAGGUCCUGUAUUGUGCGGGGAGUUUGGGGCGGUUGGGAGGGGACUUUGGGCUGUUUCUUGCUACGCUGGAUGUUGGGCCCGAGGCCGAGGAGGAGUGGGUUGAGGUUGUCAAGAGGCAUCGGGCGCUGGCGGGACGGCUGGAGUCGAUUUGGGUUUAUGCCGACCCGAGUCAACUAUCUGGAACUUUCCACUUCGCCGCGGGCCUUGGCUCCGGUGUGCUGUCCGCCGUGCUGCUCCAGCCGAUUGACCUCCUCAAGACGCGCGUCCAACAAUCCGGCGCCCACUCGCUCCGCGCCGCCCUAGCCGAUAUCCGCUCCGCUCCACGGCUCCUCCCAGCCCUGUGGCGCGGCGCCGUUCCAUCCGCCCUGCGCACCGGCUUCGGCUCGGCAAUCUACUUCACCUCGCUCAACGCCAUCCGCCAGUCGGCCGCCCGCCUCUCCCCCUCCCCAAUCAACAAUGCCGGAUCCACAACUUCCAGCUCGCUGCCGAAACUCUCCAACACCACCAACCUCCUCUCUGGCGCCCUCGCCCGUUCACUAGCAGGGUUCAUCCUGAUGCCGCUGACAGUGCUCAAGGUCCGGUACGAGAGCACCUUCUACAGCUACACCUCCCUCGCGAGCGCGGCGCGCGACAUCGCCGGCAAGGAAGGCCUGCGCGGCUUCUUCGCCGGGUACGGCGCGACAGCGAUACGGGAUGCCCCCUACGCGGGAUUGUAUGUCCUGUUCUACGAGCAGAGCAAGAAGCGACUAAACGGGAGGAGAGGAGGGGGAGGAGGAGCAAGCAUGGCGCUCUCGCACGCGGCUUCCAUCAACUUCACCUCGGGCAUCUUAUCCGGUGUCAUCUGCAGCGUCAUCUCCAACCCCUUCGACGCGGUCAAGACGCGCAUCCAGCUGCAUCCUGCUGCCUACCGCAACAUGGUGCAGGCGAGCGCGCGCAUGGUGCGCGAGGAAGGGACGCGCGCGCUGUGGGACGGGCUGGCGCUGCGCAUGAGCCGCAAGGCCGUGAGCUCGGCCUUGGCCUGGACGGUGUACGAGGAGCUGAUCCGCCGCCUUGAGAGGGGUUGGGACGGUGGGCGGGCAAAGGAGGGGAUAUAG
Molecule: messenger RNA, 2250 nt
Organism: Parathielavia appendiculata
Lineage: Eukaryota; Fungi; Ascomycota; Sordariomycetes; Sordariales; Chaetomiaceae
Product: Dor1-domain-containing protein
Exons: 5
Coding region: 1-2250 (749 amino acids)
Biological process (GO): glycine import into mitochondrion
Cellular component (GO): COG complex; mitochondrion; mitochondrial inner membrane
Molecular function (GO): glycine transmembrane transporter activity
Source: RefSeq, a predicted model, not a curated record